CAGUUUAUGGGGUCGCAAAGAGUCGGAUGUGACUGCGUGACUGAACUGAAAAUAAGCCAGUCACAAAUGCUGUAUGAUUCUACUGAUGUGAAGAGUCUAAAGUAGUCAAAUUCAUAGGAAUAGAAAAUGGAAUGGUGUCAGGAGGGUGAAAUGGGGACAGAAUUCCAGUUUUGCGAGAUGAAAGAGUCUUGGAAAUCCACUGAACCAAAAUGUGAAUAUAUUUCACAUGAUUGAACUGAACACAAAAUAGUUAAGAUGAACACACACACACGGAAAAGGAGAGUAAGAUUUAAUCCAGAAGGAAGUUAUGACAUUCAAGAAGCAACCAGAGCAAAGAAACUGGUAAAGAUGUUGUUAAAUUUAAAUAAGAAUUGAGUUAAAUAUUCUGUCUGCAAUGCUGAGAAUGGAUUAGGGGUAGACAAAUCUAGAAACAGAAGCCAUUUCAGUAAUUCGGUCUUGAACUAAGGCGUCUUCUUAAUUCAAGGGACAGAAUCUCCACAACCGGUAGACUGAUAAGAUGUGCUCAAUGAAGGAGAAGCUGUCAGUGAUGACAUCAAAGGUUUUGGUUGGGAUCCAGGGCGGAUGGCAGAAUUAGUCAUUAAGAUGUGGAAAAUGUAAGCAGAGGGUUUUUAUUUUCAUGAGGGUAUGAAAUUAUAGUGGAUUUACCAUUAAUAGGUCUUAAAAGGCUGGUAAUUUGAAAUAUGAGCAGGCUAGCAGCAUAGUAGAGUUUAGGGGUUUGCUAUCUACAGCCAGAUUGCUUAUCCAAAUCCCGGCUUCUCCAUUCACUAGUUGGUUGACCUUUUAUAAGUUACUCAACUUCUCAGUUCUUUAUUUCUCUCCCCUAUAAGAGGGUAGUAAUAGUAUGUACUUCAUAAGGUUGUUAUGAAGUAUGAGUUCGUAACCAUUUAGCACUUCUAUCCAUCACUUAUAUGCACUGCAUAAAUGUUGGUGUAAGAAGAUAUUGGAAAUUCGGACUGGAAUUUCAAGAUGCAAUGUUUUGGAAAAUACAAUACGUAGGACAUUCUAAAGUGGUUGCUAGUCUGAGAUGCAGUAUUUCAAAGGAAAACCAAAUGAACAGCAAUUAUGACACUCAAACUCUAUGCCCACAUCUAAGUUUGGCUGAAUUGUUGGAAAUUAAAGGCAAAGAGGGCUAACUCUGGAGAGAAGCUGCUUUGCCUUUUUUUUUUGGUGGUGUUGUUAUCUUCAGUUUGAAUUUUUAUUUUGGCCAUGCUGCGAGGCAUGUGGGAUCUUAGUAGUUCCCCAGCCAGGGAUUGAACCUGCACCCCCUGCAGUAGAAGCACGGAGUCUUAACCACUGGGUCACCAGGGAAGACCCUGGAGGGAAGCUACUUGGGAAAGAGAUGUGCUUUUAGUUCUUCCCACUGGAAAGGGCUGGAAGAGGAUGCUGCCUUCUGCCUGCAUCUCAUGCCCAGAGAGAGUCCAAUGGGUGGGCCCCGGACUGAUAAAUCAGAGAGGCAAGAGAUAGGAUAUCCAGCAGAUGAACGGAAGGCGGUGUGGUUGUGUUGGAUACGGCCUAUGUGCCCAGGGUUUUUUGGCCUAGAGAUGCAUCAGUAUUUCCUGUGGACCAGAUGUGAACAGAAGAGAGCCAGUGAGAGGUUCCUGAAGUCCUGCUGAAUAGUAUCCCCUGGAGGAGUGAACAGGCUUCCAAAGUAAAACAUUCAUUUGAGAAUUCUCUGGCUGUCCAGUGGUUAGGGCGCCAUGCUCUCACUGCAGAGGGUUCAAUCCCUGGUCGGGGAACUGAGAUCCCAAAAACCAUGCAGUGUGGGCACCGCACCACCCCCCCACACACAAAAAAAGAAAAAGAAAAAAAUUCAUCUGGCAAACUGUAAAAAGAUCAAAUGGCUUAAAAGGUGAAGACUACCAAGCUGGACUUGAAGUUCUCCGUAAUAAUAUUAAAUGCUAGAAAAUAGUGGCACGAUGCCCCGCAUCUCCACAGGGGCGGUAUCUGGAACUCAAGUGUUGGAAUUCUCCCAGGGUUUGGGCUCCCUGAGCUGCUGAGAGGACGAGGAGCAGGCAGACGCCCAUUGGGCUAUGGGGGAGGCCCGCACUAUUUCUCCCAGCCAAGAAAACCGUAGGGAAUGCUCUCUGUUGUUGCCUGCCAGCCCCCGCACUGAAAAGACGCCAAAGCCUCUGCCUCCUUUCGGAUGAUCUCCCCAUUUCAGUUCACGUAGACGAUGUACCCCUGACCCUCGACAACAGAGGGUUGUUCUCCGGAGUCCAUUCUUUAGCAGCUGGGCUGCCUGCCCCUCUGGCUGCAUUUCUUUGACCCUGCAUAAGGCUGCCAGGAAUGACAAGGGGUGGGGGAAGGAGUGGGUGGUGGAGGGAGGCAAGGCCUGGGGGACAGCGAGGACCCUGCAGGCUCGGCCUGAGGACUCUUCUGUCUGCCUCUUUUCUCUGCUGCGGGUGCUUUGGCUCGAAGCUGCCAGGAUGUGCGGCAGCUUCCUGAGGCGGGUGGCCGCGGAGGAGAGCCGGCACCCCACCCCCGUGGGCCGCCUCCUGCUUCCCGCGCUCCUGGGGCUGCGCUUGGUGCUGCUGGCCGCCGGCGGGACGGGGGUCUUCGGCGGCGGCGAGGAGCAGAGCGAGUUCGUAUGUCACACCCAGCAGGCGGGCUGCAAGGCCGUGUGCUACGAUGCCUUCCACCCCCUCUCCCCCCUGCGCUUCUGGGCCUUCCAGGUCACGCUGGUGGCUGUGCCCAGCGCCCUCUACAUGGGUUUCAUUCUGUAUCACGUCAUCUGGCACUGGGAGGCAUCGGAAAAGGUGAAGACGGAAGAAGAGACGCUGAGCCAAGGGGAGAAGGGCGGAGAGGCUUCGGGGGCUGGCAGCUCCAGGCUGCUCUGGGCCUACGUGGCACAGCUCGGCGUGCGACUGGCCCUUGAGGGGGCAUCCUUGGGGGGGCAGUACCACCUAUACGGGUUCAGGAUGCCCAGCCCCUUUGUGUGUCGUCUAGAGCCCUGCCUUGGUAGUACGAACUGUUACCUCUCUCGCCCCUCUGAGAAGAGCAUCUUCUUGAAGACCAUGUUUGGGGUCACGGGGCUCUGUCUCUUGUUCACGCUUUUGGAGCUUGUCCUCCUGGGCCUGGGGAGAUGGUGGAGGAUCUGGAGGCACAAAUCCCCCUCUUCUAAUUACUCCCCAACUUCAGAGAGUGCCAAAAGACGCAAGGCACCCACGGAUAACUUCCCAGUAGUGGAAAUAAGAGAACGGCCCGGAGAAGCAGGCGAGAGGGGCUCUGAGGUCCCUCUUUCUGCCCGCCCCUGAUGUAUGGAUCCUGAAGGUCCCCCAGGGUGGGUCCCUCACCCUCUGGGGAGCACAACGCCCCCAUAAGCUAUAAAGUAGAAAAGCAGGUUCUCAGCAAAUGUGUUCUGACCACCCAACAGCUGGAUGGUUCCUUCCAAUGAAUCAGGGCCAGAGUACUCAGCCCAUUUUACCUCCUGCCCUUCCGUUUAGGUCUCUUCCCACUUAGAAAAAGUCUCAGCUUUGCAGAGUUAUGAAGACACCUGGCUCCCCUGUGAAGGAAACCCUGUGAUCAGCUCUUGGUCCAGACAUCCAGUGAGUGGGGGUGUAUCUCCAUGGCAAAUUAAAGGCUGUGGCUGCGAAUCCAAGAGCCAUGGUGGGGUGGGGGGUGAGACCUGGUGUCGGAAGCUUUUCCUUGGAGAGGCCUGUCGUGCCUUCUCACCAGAAUUCCCCGGUGCCAGCAUCACAGCUCUCACAGGCUUGUUUCCAGAGCUGGCCAGCAGAAGCCUCCAUAAAACAGCACCUUUCCCUGUCCUGCUCAAUAAAUCCUGACCAACGAGCUGGCAUUCCUGUUGCUGAGGACAGUCCUCUUUCCUGUCUCAAUGGGUCUCCUCCUCUUUCCAGCUGUUCACGUCCUCUGCUCCCCCACCUUCGAAGUCCUGUAACCAAAAAUGUGCCCAGUCCCGCAUUAUAGGUCUUAUUCAGAAACCCUGGCUUUUCACGCAUAUAUAACCCAGGGUCCUUUGAUAUGUAGAUUUGAUGUAUUCAAACACUUGGCUACACUCUUUUGGAAGAUUACUAUGACUACUUUUUUAAAUUCAUAGUCCUCAAUAUAACACAGAAAUCAUUACUGCUGAUUCAGGGCUAAUAGUAAGGGACAUUUAUAUCACAGUAUGAUUCAGUAGGUAAUCUAAUGCCGAGUACCAGGCUGCUUUUCUAUUGAGUCUCUCAGUCAUUUCGGUCCAAAAGCUUUCUAGCCUUCCACCUUUUUGCAGAAACACCUCCUUUCUCAGUUCUUCCUUGCCCUCAAAUUCUCAACAAAGAGCGGUUUCCAGGUUUGGAAAUGGAAUCUCAAAGGAUCCUCCAGUAAAUUAGGAAGGUUUAUUCUGAAGGAAAGACAUCUGGUUCCCCAAAGACACUCUGGCAACAGCUAUCAAAAUAAUAAUGUUUUCUUUCUGCUACACAGUGUUUCAUAAAGAAUCUGGUAUUUAGUUAGAGCCAGAGCCCAGCCAAGAAAAAAGCAACUGGCAUCAUUCUGAAUUUCUCCUUGAUGGUGUCCCUUUUUAAAUAGCAUUAUUGAGAUGUAGGUUACAUACCAUAUAAUCCACCCAUUUGAAGUAUACAAUUCAAUGACUUUUAGUAUAGUCACAGAGCUGUGUAUCCAUAAUACCAACAGUUUAAGAACAUUUCAUCAACUCAAAAAGAAACUCGAAAAUACUUAGCUUCUACCCCCAAAUCCCCAUACCCGUCAGACAUAAGCAAUCACUAAUCUACGUUCUGUCUCUCCAGAUUUCCUUAGGGUGGGCUUUACCUACAAAUGGAACCAUACAGUAUGUGAUCUUUCGUGCCUGGCAUCUUUCCCUUAGCAUCAUGCACUUCAUUCCUUUUAUGACUGAGUGUUAUUUCAUUGUAUGGCUAUACCACAUUUUAUGUAUUCAUUUUUUAGGCGGUGGACAUUUGGGUUGUUUCCACUUUGGAGCUAUUAUGAAAAAUGGUGCCAUGAACAUUCAUGUGCGAGUUUCUGUGUGACACAUACUUUCAGGUCUCUUUGGUAAAUACCUGGGAGUGAAGGUGCUGGGGCACAUGGUAACGUUGUUUAACCUGUUAAGGGACUGUCUAACUCUUUUCCACAGCAGCUGUACCAGUUACUAUUUUACAUUCCUAGUAGCAAUGUAUAAAUGGGUUCCAGUUUAUCCACAUCCUUGCUAACAUUUCGUAUUAUUUUUUUUCCCUGUUUGAUUUUUAAAUUCUAGCCAUCCUAGUGGGUGAAAUGAUAUUUCAUUGUGGUUUUGAUUUGCAUUUUCCUAAUGACUAAUGAUGUUGAGUAUCUUUUCAUGUGCUUAUUGGCCAUUUGUACAGCUGCUUUGGAGGAACGUUUAUUUAAACCCUUUGCCCAUUUUAAAAAAAUUGGGUUGUUUGUAAUUUUGUUGUUGAGUUCUUCUUGUGUGAUCCUCAUCACAAGUAUGAUUCCAAAUAUUCUCUCCAUUCAGUGGGUGGUCUUUCAUUUAACUGACAGCAUCCUUUGAUGCACAGGUUUUUAAUUUUGAUGAAAUCCAGUUUAUCAAUUUUUUUCUUUUGUUGCUUAUGAUUUUGGUGUUAUAGCUAAGAAACUAUUGCCUAGUCCAUGACUAUGAAGCUUACAUCUACCUUUCCUUCUAAAAGUUUUAUAGUUUUAGCUUUACAUUUAGGUCUUUGAUUUUGAAUUAAUUUUUGUAUAUGUUAUGAGACAGGGUCCAGCUUCAUUCUUCUCCAUGUAGAUAUCCAGCUGUCCCAGCACUAUUUGUCGGAAAGUUUAUUUUCCCUACAUAUAAUAGUUUUUGGCACCAUUGUUGAAAAUCAAUUGCUUGGUGAUGUAUGGCAUUGUUUCUGUAUUCUCAAUUUGAUUCCAUUGAUUUAUGUGUCUAUUCUUAUGGCAGUACCACGUUUUAAUUACUGUAACUUUGUAAUAAUGUUUGAAAUUGGGAAGUGUCAAUCUUCCUGCUUUGUUCUUCUUUGUUAAGAUUGUUUAGCCAAUUAAGA
This is a messenger RNA of Bubalus bubalis (water buffalo), 5990 nucleotides long. RefSeq names its product gap junction protein gamma 3 (gene GJC3). Bases 2448 to 3275 code for a protein of 275 amino acids. Lineage: Eukaryota; Metazoa; Chordata; Mammalia; Artiodactyla; Bovidae. The transcript has 2 exons. Gene Ontology annotation, biological process: cell communication. The record is from RefSeq and is a predicted model, not a curated record. Gene Ontology annotation, cellular component: connexin complex.